UGUUUAGACUGUAAAGACACAGAUCCUAGCAGCUGUCCUUCGCGGGUCAAAGAACUCGGAGGGUGUGGUCCUCAAAAUAAGGCUGAGGCAAAUUUGAUAAACAGAGAAUGUAGAAAAAGCUGUGGACUUUGUAGAGGUGAGACUGAUAAUUGUCGCUUCAUGAGCCUCAUCAUUUGAAUUUUUGUAGUUGCGUUUAAUACAUUUCAAUAAUUCGCCGCUCACAUUCCCUAUAUUGUCAUCAUGAGUUCGUCGAACCCUCAAGGAGCCCUAUCAAGCAGGCAUUGGUAAGGACUACUGAAUAAGCGAGCAUACUAUGUAAAGCUUGAUUUUAAUUUUAAUUAGUGUAAAGUGGAAGACAAAAAUGGCCUUUAGUCAUCGUUUAUUUCAAAACAAUGAAUUCUUUGGAUAAAAGUCCUAUAUGCCUUUGUAUUUAUUGAUAUUUUAAAAUCAACCUUUCAAUGUUUUCCUUUACAGUUUAUGACAGACACGCAGCGUGCCCGGCUUGGGCAGUCACAGGGGAAUGUGACAAGUCCAACUCUAGCUGGAUGAUGGAUAACUGUCCUCAAAGCUGUAAUGUGAAUGGUGGGUAUCAAAGAUUUUUUAAGUCAAAGUCCGGCAGGUCUCAAUAUAAAUAAGUAAGGACAAGUAUGGAAAAAGCCUUCAUGGCUCUUAAGCUUGGCAUGGACUAGAGCACACAUCGCCUUUGGCACGCGCAUGCGCGAUUUGCACAAAAAUGAUACACUGUGUCUUAGAGUAUAUCUCGAGUAUAUCGGUGAAAGUAAUGAUUUUCAAAUGGAGAUUAAAGAGAUUAAUUGAAGAUGGUAAUUGGCAAAUAUCAUCCUGAAUUAAGAAACGUUCAGUUGACUAUCAUGACCAUAUUAUUGGAAUGUAAACACGAGGUAAAGGAGAUAGUAGUACGGGGCGCAACGAGUUAGCCUUUUUUGCGGUGAUGGGAGUCUCGUCGAUAACCUGCGGGGAAAUACACAUGCAUUACAUAAAUGUUACAGAUUUUUGUGUAAGAUCAUAAGGUCAUAAUAUACGUUUAAGAGAUUGUAAAUCGAUGAUGUGAUGCUACAUUUUUAAUCAUGGGCGUCAUGUCCUAAUGUAGUGGAGGGAAAUAAAAAAAAAAUAAAAAAAUGAGGAAGAGCAAAAUUCCAAUGCGGAGGAGUAGAAAGGGGAGUGUAGGGUAUAAGUAAACAAUCAUGUUUUGUCAGGAGCCCAUCAAAUGGAGCCUCCAUCUCCCAUACAAGCCCUUGGAGUCAACCCUUUCCCGAGUAGAUUUAUAAUUAGAACGGUUCCCAGGGAAGACUUCGCGCGUCGACGGUGGGAAGAGCCAAUCACAACGACUAAAUGACACUGCUAUUAUUGUACUUCAUGAAACAGCAGGAAAUCCGGUGUUGACAGACCAAACAAAAUCAUAAGCUAGUGAAACGUGACUUUAAUUUUGGUUGUUUGUCUCACAUUUAUAAGAGGCCAUGAAGCUGUUCUGUUACAUGCGUAAUGAUUAACUACUACCUGCAGUCUGUAGUUCUGACAGGAUUCGUUUUGUUUAGCCACUUUUUUUUGAGCGUUAAGGUUCUUGUUUCGGCUAAAUGACUCAAUAUUAAUCAAAUUUCUAGUUUUUCAAGUUUUUCUCCGAAAUGCGUUUGUCUGAAUAAAUACUGUGGUUGUUUUGUCUGUCAGUUAGUGUCAUGAUUCCCUGCUAUGUUUUGUAACGCGAAGCCCAGCCAUUGUUUUCUCGCAAAAAAGUGAUCUACAGAUGCGAAUUCGAAGGAAAGAAUUGGCCUAAACUUCUACAUUAAUUGCUGAGAAUUCUCCUGUUAGUCAGUCAUAAUUCUUUGGGCGUAGAUACAAUCCAUUUUGUUUUUCUUGAGAUAAGUGGGUCUUUGGACUGGAGCGCGAUGUCGCAAAUUCCACCGUUAUUCCACGGUCGAGCAACUGUUGUCUUCUGUUCAACUUUUCAAGUGCCAGUUUUAUCAGGCAACUCUCAUGGUGAUACAAGUCAGCUGUAAAGGAAGACUGCAAUUUUUCUGAAGCAUUCCUCCUUAGUUGCUACUUAGGUCAUCGCUUUUGCACGCGGUGCUUAACUGGCGAAAUCCACUCCACGGCGAUGACAAAAAUCAAAUGAUCCUGGCACUUUUUCGGCGCUGAUCAUCGAAAAGUUUCAAAUCGUCCACAGAACGCUUAAUCGUCGACUCUUUUCAAGGUGCAUGCUUAAAUGUGGGAUGUAUGACGGCAAAAAGAAAAACAAAAACAAAAACAAACACUCGCAAAGAACCUUUCCGUGAUCCUCAGUUCGCUGCCUUUGUCCCAUCGCUUCAUGCUCAGUCUCAGUCGGGUAAUUCAUUAACUUUUAUUUCAUCCCAGAUCCCAGCGGCUGUAAAACUGUAAAAAUGGACGUACAGUAAAAAAGGAAAACGGUCGAAGGACGGGCUUCUGAGUUCGACCUCAUCGAACUUCAUUUUUUUCACGGUGACAUACGAGACUCACGGAAAUAUGACACUUUUCGCGGGAAACAAGCCGUUCUAUUUAUAAAUCUACUCGGGAAAGGGUUGACUCAAGAAAUUAAUGGAGAUGGAGGCUCCUUUUGAUGGGCUCCUGAUUAAUGUGAAUCGCCCGCAUUUUAUUCAUGAAAUAAAGACAAAAGGUUAGGAUGUGAUUUCCCUUAAAAAAGGGUUAACUCGUCUUGUGCUUUUGUUCUGACAUACAAAAUAAUUCGUGUGGUUUUGGAAAUUUUUGCCACGAAAAUCAUAAAUUGAAAUGUGUGUGAUAAAAUUCCCUUCAUUUAUGAAGUGUUAAAAGCAUUUGAUUUCUCUUGCUUCUUUACAGUUUAUUUUUGCGUUUUCUAAGAAAAAAAGUCAAUAAAUCUCUACCUAUAUUUUAGUGUCAGAAGUCCUGUUCUGUGGUGGAAAACGAAACGGCCAUUAUCAAGCUCCAAGGAACUGCCAAUCGUACAUAGCCUGUUCGUAUGGCGUCACCAGUCACGUAGCAUGCCCCUCCGGAAAGGUCUUUGACACCUUAAAACGAAUUUGUGAAUCUCCAAUUAAUUCUACUUCUACUUGCAAGUUGCAAGAUGCCGUCGAAGAGUCAAAAUGGAACAUAAUUUGGACGCUCAAAAGAGGUUCAGUCUCUGCGAAGACAAAUGCCCCUUCCACAAGUAAAGACGUUAAUGCACAGUGAACUACAGUUGCUUUAAUUUUUUAGUUAACAUAAUUAAUCACCUACAAAAGUACAGUAAAUUUUUAGCAUCUGAAACCUGAAAUUUCCUUCGUCAUCGUCAUUUUUUUUAAAAUCAAAAUGACAUGUUUUUGCUUCCAAUCCACAACUCUUACUCUAAAGGCAAAGAGCUAGUCGUUAGACCAGAAUUAUUGUGUGGAAAGGUAAGAAAUAAAAAGUUCUCCAGUCGGUACUGUAGGUCACUUUGUCUAUCCCGUAAACUUUCUGGGACAAAGGCGGUAGGUGGCAAUCCUCUCUAGGGGGAGAUAAUGCCUCAGGGUAUACGGAGAGGUGGAAAGACCUCCCUAAGGGUCUAAUCCCCGAUUUAAUGUGUUAGAAAUGUCUAUAGAGUGUCACCAGAAACCUAUCUUUCCCACUCCAAACUUGGGAGUGAAAUAAAUCGCUAAAUAAGGUAAAACGUAUUUUAUGGAAUAUUCCACAGAGUGUCUAUCUUCUUGUUUGAUUAUUUUACUUGCAUUCCAAUACAAACCCUUUAUGUUCACUGCCAUUUUGAAGAUUACACAAUAUCAUACCGCACCUAAUUAAAAGUGUGUUAUAACUUUAAGUGUUGUUGUAAAGGCUGAUUAAAAGUGUUGUAGGCCCCUACUCAGUCGAGUAUAUAAAAUACAAAUGUCAUUCAAGCCAGCUUCGGUAGAUCGUUUGGGUAUGAACACCAUAAAAAAUAAACAGGGGAAUUAAAGACGACCUUUCAGGAAUUACGCGAAUCCUUACAGAAAGCGUCCUCUUAAGUCCAGGCCACAUACAAUCAAUGGAAUAUAACGUGACAGUCAGAAAAUAUUAUUGCAUAUAUAGGACCGUUCCAAUGAUGUUUGUUAUUCCAGUUCGAUAACACUGUGAACCUGAAAAAAACUUCCAUGUGAUACGACUUUUAAUUUCCUAUGAGGUUACGUCAGUCCUGAUGCUAGUAGCCUGUUGCAGGUGAUCAGAUUGUGAGGAUGGAGCAAAAAGAUGUGAGCAGGUCCAGGCGUUAUGCAGAUUGUGUAGAUGGCGCAAAAAGGAUGCUAGAAACGGCCUCACCACCUUUAGUUCUUGAGUUUAAACCUAGUUUCAGCGAGAGAACAGAGGAAUUUCUAUAGUUUUCCUGUUUGGAUGGCGUGGGUUGGUUCUCUGACAGAAUUAAGAUAUUGCGGCUCAAGAACUAAAGUUGGUGAAACCGUUUCUAGUAUGACGUACAUUUUGAUAUUUGUCAAUAUUCUCACUAUAACUGUAUCCAGGGCCCAGUUGUUCGAACGCCUGUUAGCGCUAACCCGGGUUUCUUUUCAUCAAAAGCACUCUAUCGAAUGAUUUUCUCUACUCUUUUUAGAGUAUCCAAUCGUGAAAUUAUGGGCAAAGAGAAUUAAACUGAAUUUGAUUUUUAAGGUCUCAUAUCUGAGUUCAAAUUUCGCUCUAACCCUGGUUUAUCUUAACCCAGCUUCGAACGACCCGGCCCAGAGAACAGUUUGCCGAAUACAAUAAAUACAAUAUGACUAAACUUAGCAGCCGAGAAAAAAAAGCUUUCUCUUAAUGGAUAACUGAAGUGUUCUUGACAUUUUGCUGCGACCCAGUCGCUGGAGCCCAUAUCGCCUCCUAGCAACGAUGAUCAUCAGACAAGAGAGGCCCUCAACGCCUUAAUUCGCCACUUUUACAUUUGACACACCGUGCACCUCGUUUGUCCCUGAAAUUUUGCCGAACGCCCACCGUUGCCAGUUUUGUCUGAAUCUCGGUCGAGAGUAAUUGAAAACAAUCCUAUGGUUAUGGAAAGUUUCGUUGGACAAACAAGGUAUAUUGAGGGCAAUGCGAAUUUCUGACCUGUCGAUGUUUUCCAAGGAUUCAGGGUUACUUUAAUCUAACCUUUUUAAGCGGGUACCUGAGUCCUUGGAGUACUUCCAAUUGUUAUCGGAACUUGUUUUACUUGUUCCUUUUCCGUUUUUCUUUUUUAACCCUAGUAUUGGGAAGUACGAACUUCGUAAGUUAAAGUUUUGUCUUCUUUCUGAAAAGCAUCAUUCCCUUGCUGUUGAUUUUGUCGCCCAACCGUGAGUGUGUUUUCGCAUACGAUCACAAAAGACCUUAUAAUUAGGUCAUUAACGGACCACUUAGUGAGCGUAUGAUCUACUGUUUAAAAUUAAUGAAAAACAGAGAACCUUUAAACGAAGCGGAGCUAACAUCAACCGGGGUUUAUUCAUGUUUCCACAAGGAAGACCUAGUUGUCAAGGCAUGCCUUGGAAAUUAACUCCUGUUAUUAUACUGUGCUUUGUUAUACAGUUUCAGUCUAGGGACAGGGCAGUUAAAGCAACCGUCGUAAGAGUCGACCUAAACCCGCCAACGAGAGCAGAUUUUGCUACUUGCAAACUAACGCAGGAAUUAAAAGAGAAGUUUGUGGACGAUCAUAACAAAUUUCGCUCAAAUGUGACACCUUCUGCUGCAGACAUGGAAUACUUGGUGGGUAUUUACUGCAAAUAAGAGAAGAGAACAUAUCGUUUACUCGACACGGUUUGGUGGUUAGUCAGUUUUGGUUGAAAGCACUUCAGGGCCCGUUUCCUCGAAAGAAGGUUAAGUUUAACCAAGAUUAAGCCAAAUUUUAAGCACGGUUUUCUUGUCUUCGACCAUGUAACUCAAGCUUACAAAAUACUGUUGAGCCUGCACUCUGAGAUACAGUAAUGAUAACAUAAAAAUGUUACUCUAAGUAAUACAUAGGGAGGUAAAUACAAAAAGUGGAACAAAAUUUUAAUCCUGGGUUAGCGCUAAUCGGGCUUUCAGGAACCAGACCCAGAGGGUAAUUUGCUACAUUUUUUUUGAAAUGGUUUCUGUUUAAGGCCGAUCAAUAAUGACUAAAUAAUUAUAAGUUGCCACCCCCGUUUUUGGUUAUACUUGCCGCCCUCAUUAUGAGAUCCCAUCUCCACAAGUGAAAGUGAGCUGGUUCAGUCCUUUAUUCUCUUACAGGAGAGGGAUAAAAGGUUUUGUAAAUUACUUAUUUUUCACUAUAUCUUUUUCUUUCUCUUUCAGUUUUGGGAUGAAAAUCUGGGGAAUUUGGCACAAAUGUGGGUAAAUACUUGUCAAUGGUGGCAUGGUUUCCUAUACUUUGGCGAAGAAUAUCCACUACCUUUGAAUUUGAAAGGAAGAAUGGGUAAGUUUCUAUCAUGCCUAAGAUAGUUCCUUACCUUAAUUUAGUAUUCGUUGAAAAUAAUUUUCGUUUUUGAUUAGCUUAUACAGGCCUGGCUAAUUUGAAUGGAAAGAUGCUUGCUAUUUUUUGAAGCACGGAAUUAAUUUAUGUAUAGGUUGCUGACAUCAGUAAUGGAAUAAUUAUAAAAAUCACCCACCACUGACACACAUGGCAGUUGUGUGGCAGCUAAACUGUUUUGGCUUUCUGCAGUUCAAGAAAUUGCGGAUGAUUUUCCAGACAAAAUAGAAAACGAUUAAAGCGGAAUUGCUUGCUAAAAAUAGUUGGCCAGAAUGCGCAAAAAAUCCUACUCGAUGGAUCGCAACUUUGCUAGAAAGGCUGAAGAUCGAGGAAAAUAGCAAUCUUUUUCAGUUUUCUCUCUUCUUUUUUUGUUUCUUAGUGUGCUAGCAAACUCAACAAAAAGGGAAUAAAAGCUCGCACUGUUCUCACUUACGAAUAGGGUAUUGACUUUCGAUAGGAUUUACUAAAAAAUGCGCAAAAAUCAACCGUCCUAUCACUGAUUUUGUGCUGUCGAUUAAUCAUGAUAUGUUUAAACAUGGCCCAGCAUGCUUCAUAAUUAAAAUAGUUCAAGUAUAUUUAAAUUCAGCAUGAUUGCGAGUCUUUGCAGGACACAAACAACGAAGAUAAAUAAACGCAUUAUUUUAUUCCUUUCUCAUGUUUGGUGUCCUCCAGAACUCGCUAUAAGAAGUAUUUUCUUAAAAAGUGGGCAGUUUUUAAUGCCGUCAUAGUAAUACUAGCACGAACAGUUUCUCUCUUGCCCUUUUCUAUACUUCCAUGACAGCUCCUUGACCACUGGCUCUCUCUUUGAUUCUUAAGGCCAGAAUCUGGCUAAAGAUAACUACGACCUCCCAGAUCCAACGACCCGCGUGAAGAAGUGGGACGACGAAGAAAACAACUUUCGGUAUGGUAGCAGGACAGGCUUUUGCGUGAAUCCACCUUGCGGACAUUACAUACAGGUAAAAUGGCCUGCUAAACCAAACAUUGUUUGUAUAUCAGAUUAAUUUGCUCGUUGAUUCUUAUUCUUUUACUUUCCUUGUACUGUUUUCCACAAGUUGCUCAUACUUCCAGCAGCUUUUUUCUGUCUACUAAUCUACAAAAGUAUUUUCUUUCGAUUCUUGAAUUCUGAACAGUAUAUUCACGUUUAACUAACGAGAAAUGAGGAUAGAUUUACGUGCAAAAAUUCGGCCUCCGGCAUAUAUGUUACCAGUGGAUUUCUAAUAAACUGUUCCGACGACGCACGCCCAUUACGAAUACGCACCGACGACUAUAUAUCAAAAGUUGACGAAGGCGUUUUAAAAAAUUCGAAGAUUACGAAAAAAUAAAAAUUACUAAUUGCAGUUAACUUACAUGACUUUCAGGUGCUAACACUUGGACUUAUAUACUUUUAACAGAUUUUUUAAAAAUAUAUUUGACGACAGUUACAUACCGGCCGAACAUUCAUCUUAGGCAACUUGUGGAUCCAGAGGGAAAUAGAAAGUAAAUAAUUUUUACACCACCCUGUGAGCAGAGCUUCCUUUUGUCUUCGCGAGUGUGGAGGAGAAAAGGAGGUUCUGCGAGGCUCUGCCUGAAUCAAGUUAAACCUUUGAGGUCGCCGCAGCCCAAACUUCUGGACUAGACAAUCUUGUUCUCUCUCGUCAAGCUGUUUUUUUUUUUCCGAGUGUCAGCAUCCGUUUAUUGAUAAACCGAUAGUCAUAACAAGCACACGGCUGUUAGGCUCGGGUUCGAAUCUUAGAAACUUCCAAUGCGUGCUCAACAAAGACCUUACUCGAUUCAUGCAGGGUCUUUCUUGAGUAACCCAAAAGCGAGCAAGCGAAAGAAAAGCUCUACUGAAAGGGUGACUUUUCAAAUGCAAGAUUCCAUGUUUAAAGUCACUGGUUAGGCAACUCCGGCAACAGCCCAUGGUACCAAGGUUUUUAAUUGCCAACUAAGUCUGACUAUGAUCGGCGAUUGCUUGACCGAAAAGCUAAGAUAGCUACAGUUAGCGCGCCAUGGUCGUAAACUCUUACACGCUGGGGCAAUUUAUCUACGCAAGUCUAUCUUAUCCUUCCCGAAUCAAUCUUUUUUCAAAAUUUACUAUCUUUCAGAAAUACGUACCAUCGCUGCAACUAAUGUUAGUACUGCCGACUCUCUCUUAACGUACACCUCUAUAAGACGGACACCUCUGUAAAACGGACACUUAGAGUUAGUCCCUGCCUUUCUUUACUCCCUUUAUUCGACUCUCUAUACUAUAAGACGGACACCUCGUGCCGGUCCCAAAGGUGUCCGUCUUAGAGAGAGUUGACUGUAUUUAGAUAGAAUAAAUACACCGUAGUAAGUCGCAAAGACCUGAGAUGGUGACCCCGACCAGUUAAGCUAGUCGCUACUAUAUAUCCGUCCGUUAAGUUUCGUGCAAUCAGAUCCUGAUCAGAUCCUGAAUCAUAGCUGACUUUUUUUCAGUUGACUUGGGCGAAAGCAAAGUUUGUUGGCUGCGCCGUCAACUUAUGCCCUAACUUUGGUGAUGGUCAAAACAAUGGUGGAUCAUUUGUUGGUUGCGAUUAUGACAGGUAAAUGGUUGUAGUUCUAAUUAUUUGCAUCUCUUUUUGAGGCAUUUGUUGCACCUCAGAAUCAAACAGCCAGAAUAUACUGCAUUUCUAUUUAAAGGAGCUGUGUCACGAAAUUCAGCCAAAUUAGGAAAUUACAAAAUGCCCGUUGAAUCAAGAGAAACAUAAAAAUAACCACUUAAAACUUUAAAGGAAGGUUAAAAUAACAUAACAGAAACAACAGAUGUCACCGAUGGGCAAAACUGAAGAAGAUUGAACCGGAUUGAAAUUAGGAUUUUUGAAAACUGUUAAAAAACUGCCUAACAGUUUUUCAAAGUUGAUCCCUGCUGCUUGCAACAUUAAAAGUAAUGCUAAGGGGACAUAUUUGUUUGUCUCGGAUAACUGAUUUUGUCAUUUACAUGUAAUUUCUUUGCUUACUUUAAGUUCGAUAGCGAUUGAGGGUGAGUAACUGGCAAAAUUAAACAAAAUGGACUGGACUGCCGUGACACAGCCCCUUUAAACAUCAGAGCAACUGGACUUGUAAUUCAGAGGCCCAAUCCUAGUGGUCGAUGUCUUGCCCAGACCACUUAUCGAAUUAUUCUCGUUUAUUAGCCCAGAGUUUAAAUCCGGAGCUACGCAUGUAAAAUAGCCAACUUGAAUUUUCCACAAUUGAUUAACUAUCCAUUUUUUUCCACAUUUGAGAGGGCAAUUGCCUUCUGCAUCUGGGUAGAAGCUUCUUUGAUUUGCUAGUCGAAUGUUUGUUAGCAGAUUAUUUCACUUAUUCGGGGACUUAACCGCAGUCAGUGCAGGCUGUAGCAGGUAUUCGUAAAGUGUCUCCUCAUUCGUCGGAGAAAACAAUAACGCAACAUUGUUUGUCAUCAUUUCGAUCGUUUUACUGUUACGGAUCGUUAUAUAAUGUCCUUUCAUUUUNAAGUAAUGCUAAGGGGACAUAUUUGUUUGUCUCGGAUAACUGAUUUUGUCAUUUACAUGUAAUUUCUUUGCUUACUUUAAGUUCGAUAGCGAUUGAGGGUGAGUAACUGGCAAAAUUAAACAAAAUGGACUGGACUGCCGUGACACAGCCCCUUUAAACAUCAGAGCAACUGGACUUGUAAUUCAGAGGCCCAAUCCUAGUGGUCGAUGUCUUGCCCAGACCACUUAUCGAAUUAUUCUCGUUUAUUAGCCCAGAGUUUAAAUCCGGAGCUACGCAUGUAAAAUAGCCAACUUGAAUUUUCCACAAUUGAUUAACUAUCCAUUUUUUUCCACAUUUGAGAGGGCAAUUGCCUUCUGCAUCUGGGUAGAAGCUUCUUUGAUUUGCUAGUCGAAUGUUUGUUAGCAGAUUAUUUCACUUAUUCGGGGACUUAACCGCAGUCAGUGCAGGCUGUAGCAGGUAUUCGUAAAGUGUCUCCUCAUUCGUCGCAGAAAACAAUAACGCAACAUUGUUUGUCAUCAUUUCGAUCGUUUUACUGUUACGGAUCGUUAUAUAAUGUCCUUUCAUUUUCAGUUAUCUGGUAUACCUUAGCUAGCACUUCAAAUUAUAGAUAUUAUGUUCUGCUCCUCAUUUACGGCAUUUCUAAGAACCGUGAUGUCAGAUUCCAAGGACACACCUUACCAGGCAGGCAAACCAUGUACCAAAUGCGCUUCAGGUUCUGGAUUCUGCUACAAGAACCUGUGCAGUAAGUAGUCACCGCUUCCAAACAUAAGUUUAAAUAAGAGACAGGCACCUUGGUGGACCUUUAACCCUGGUUUUUACAGAUUUUCUAUUAUCGAUCAGGCUGGAUGGGAUCCGAGUCAAUUCGUCAAGUGAUUGCGUCUCUAGGAGCUAAAGUUAAGCCGUUCGCAAGUUGUAUUGAUCCUUCCUUUUCAAUUCGAAACCUGAGGACGGUUUAGAAUGGACUUCACAAUGUUAUUUGAAAAUACCAGGCGACUUAGAACGCCUGUGAAGUGGUGUUAAUCUCUUGAGGCUUAGAUAGCAAAGGGCCGAAGACUGAUACCACUAUAAUUUGAGCAGAAUUUUUUGACCUUGAAUUAAAAACUAGUAAGUGAUAUUUUGGUGUUUUUAAAGGCCAAGUAAUACGACUAAAUUAAGAGAUUUUUCAACCAAAAUCUUGCUUUGUCAGGAGAUUGUGCUGAUUUUGACAAGGAAUGUGGAGGGAGUCUGACACAAGCCAUGUGCAAAUCGGACCCCGAAUUGAUGGAAAAGAAGUGUCCCAAAAUGUGCAACUUGUGCAGUAAGUUGUUCACUGGGUGAAAGUUCUUGUAAAUUCCUUUAGUCAUAAUCUUACGGUGGCUAUCAUUUAAAUCCAACGACACAUUAUGUUUACACUGGUUGAAUUGGGACAUCAAUGACAUCAGACAUAUGAUAUAGUCAGCUUAUUGCGGCAGGGCAGGGAUACCACCGUCUACUGAAAUAACGUGACGCCAUUCUUCCGAUUUAAAGCAGAAUGUUCGAUUCACAAGUAAAAAACCCCUAUAAAUUAGUAUUUGAAGAACAAUGAAGAAAUAAAACAAAGUUCACAUGUAUACAUGUCAAAAGUGAAAAAUUCAUAUUUUUACACAAGUUUGAAUUUCAGAAAAACCAAGACGAACUCAUGAUGAAUGCACACCUUUGACUUUUGACAUGACUAUCUUUGAACUGUCUUUCUAUGUUUUCUUUUUUUUUUUUGUAUGCAAGAAUGUCCAUUGCAAUGUCAAAAUGGCGGUACUCUGAAUGCUCAAAGCUGUAUUUGUUCAUGCGCAGUACGUUGGGCAGGCCCGGACUGUUCAGGUAUGUUACAUACUGGGAAAAUUAAAAGAACAAUGUUCGGUGCCGUCCAUGUCAUGUCGGAGCUAUUCAUGAGCCAAGUAUUAACCGUUCAGAAUCUCAGUGUGUUACUUCAAAAAUAACAUACAAAGCAAAACCCUGGGUGGUUCCUUCUUUCACAUCCCUCGGCCUCCCUACCGUGGAACUGGGUGACUCUGCAUAAAGUGCAGUUUACUUGACGGUCGUGAUUAAUAGUGUCCAGGUGUUUUGGUGGAUGACCGAUCACAUGUCCCUUUAACUUCUUUUUACAAGUUUGAUUCAGUAAGUUAUUUAAGUUAAAGUUUUCCUACAAGCAUUAACGGUGAUUUAUUUUUAAUUUUUAAUGUAGAGGUCUGUCAAGACACUAGGACAGAAUAUCCUCCAUGCAACUUGAUGAUCGAGUGGAACGGCAAAGAUAUAUGUAAAGAAGAAGCCAUGAAAACAACCUGUAUGGCUUCUUGUAUGAUCUGCGGUAAGGAAUUUUUAAGUCACCUUUUAAACAGAUUUGAAGAUCAAACUUGAAAUGGAAGCACAAAUGCAAUGCACAAUGCUUAAUUCAUUUCUCGGGAUGUUUACUGGCCAUUGAGAAGCAACUUAGAAAUUAAAAUAGAUUUUUUUAUACUGGUCAAAGUGCGGAAAAGAAUCCAACAUCUGGUCGAUUAGAGCGUUAGCCAUCGGUGGCGAGAAGCUCUACGUUUAGCUUUAAUUUUCUUUGUAAUGUAGUAUUGUUCUUGAACGGCAAAUGGAAGGCGCAUUUCAGCCUUAAAAACUCUUAAUCCGGAAGUAGAACCAGAAGAGCACAAUACAGUCAAACCUCUAUUAAGCGUUCACCCUCGGGAAUUAGCCAGGAAGCUGACCGCUUAAUGGAGGCUGACCAUUGAUCAUGGUGGCAGAAAUUGACCAAGAGGGCAAAAUUGAUUACUCUAUUUACAAUUUAUUAAUCACAACAACAGUGACGCGAAAUAUGGAUGUUCUGAGGGAUGAACUCAAAGUGACCGUUUAAAAUAAAAUAAGCCAUUUGGGAAAUCCAAACGGUGACCGCUCAAAUUUACAGUAAAUAUGGGAGGCAAAUUUCGGGAAAUUUAUAGGUGUAUCUUUUUUUGUAUUUUUUGUAUUUUAUUUUUACUCCAUCCUACAGAUAAUACAUUAGUUGUACAAUAUUAAUUAGUACAAGGUUGUUUAAACUACGUGUACCUAAGACAAAAAAUUAUAAUGGAGAAGGGCACAUUAUAGCAAAACUAAUUAUGGCCCUUUAACAAGAUUGACUUUAUUCUAUUAUAGCUUUGUUAUUCAUUAAAACACAAACAUGCACGCACGCACACACACACGCACACAAGUCAAUGUUUAGCAAGAUAGUAUUUUUUAAGUGCCUUUUUGAAAAACUAUUUCUAUACCCCCUCUGUAACGACGUUGAGCCUAAUUAGGCGCAACAAAUCUCUGAAAAUAAAUGUUAAAGUUGAAUUUGGACCCCUUGCACAGUCUGGCCCCUCCCUGCCUGGAUCAGCUUGGUGAGGGAUAAGGUGAACAUAGCGGGGGACUGAAGCGGGCGCUGGGGGAUCCGCCACCCUUUCCCCCUGCCCAGAUCCCGCUUGCCUCGCUUCGCUUUUACUCGGCCCAGUUAUUCCCUUUUCUCCUAAAGGAAGGAACCUGGUUCCAGGCUUCCCCUGCAGACUGAGAUCAAUACGUUAUAUUUAGUUAAUCGUGUUUAUGGUUAACAAGGUGCUCCCUAGUGUCUAUCAGCACUCAAAAUUUCAUUUUAUGUAUCCAACUUUAGAUGAUGGCAGUGGUAAAUACACCACCACGGUAGCUCCUGUAACCACUUCUGCUCCUAAUGCACCUCAAACAGGCAAGUACUCCUGAUUAAUUAGUGAAGCUUAUUAAAAUCUGUUUGGGUUUUCUAUUUCACUUUUGAUUGGGGGAGACUGGUGUGUAGGGGGGGGGGGGGGGGGUUCUGGGGGGCUUUUUAAAAUUUUUUUUGGAUAUCUGCCAGACUGUUCAAACUCGGUGUAAUGACAAGAACAAACAGAAAUGAUAAAGCGGUGUCUGAUUUAGCUUCCAGCCAUCCUCAUUAGUCAUUAACAAUGUGUUUCUAAAUAAUUUGUUCUUAUAAUUGAUCCGUAUGUCAAUGGUUAACCCAGCAACUGCAGCUCCUGCAGUAAGACCAGUGCCAAAUAUUGGGACGACAGGACCUGCGUCACAAGGUUAGAACGUAUGAACAGCGCAAGCCUUGUUCCUAGAGUUCUCUCUGGGAACGAGGUUGUCGUAUGAAUAGUGUGGUCAUUCUUUGAGCGUUCUAUCUGUAUUUAUUCACAAUCUUAAGUGUUGUUCUGUUUGUACUGUCCUAAUGGAAUCCGAGAUUUGACAGUGACAGUGGCUCUGGUUUUGAAUCAUUUGACUUAUAUACUCACAUACCUUACAUUCAAUUAUUUUUAGUUCCUGUGCUCUAAGUUUGUUUUCACUCAUGUGGUCAGCAACAGCCUUACUAUACAAAUUUAUAGGAAAAAAAUAAAGCUUUUCCAUGAAAAAAUAAUUCCAUCCACACAGGAUUUUCUCGGUACAGCAACAUGACCCCCGUUUCAUUGUUCUGUAGACUAGUAUGGCCGCCGUGAUGUCGGGUGAAAACGAUCUUUCGAUGCUUUGUAAAAACUCAUUUUAACAACUGAAUUUGAAUUUCCGAGUUCAAGAAACUCUCACUUUCAAAACGAGGCUAACUAAGUAUAAAACCUUUCUUGUGAAGAUGAGUUUUAUUUGCAUGAUAAUUAAAAAAUCAUUUUCGUGACAACGGCUUUGCACCUAGCCUAGCUUUGAAACAGAGGCUUUGGGCAACUCCGAAAUGGUCCAUUGAUUAGUUAAUUAACCAUUGCCAGAAAGUUCCAAAGUUGACGUUUUGAGCGCAAUCCGCGUUAUCAGCGCGAAUCAUUGAUUCUGAGAUUGAUGGCCUAACCGAUAGCCCUUCGAAACGUCAGCUUGUGAAUCUUUUUACGGUUGUAAAUUGACUAAUCAAUUCAGUUGUUAAAAAAAAUCUGUACGUUUUGUGUUUAAAGCCGAAACUGAUGUGAAUGUCGUGGGUUCAAAUCUUUACGAGGUCAAAGGAUUUUUUCUGUACCAUCGGUGGUCAGUCACUUUAUUCCCUUUACUUAAGGGCUCUGACGCCCAGUAGGUUUUUUAGUUAUUUGUAGUCCUUGAAUAUUCAUCAAAAAAUUGAUUCGCUAUUCCGUCAUUUGUUUAACAAUACGCGGCACAACAUCAUAUGUUAAAGUACUCUUUACCUUUUUACCUCGCCGUGAGUGACGACCACCCACCCUCGACUCGCUCUUCUGGCAUCAGGCCUAGUAGCCUAGGAGGCCGUGGGUUAGAAUACCAUCGAGAUCAAAAGAAUGAUUUGUGUGGUCUCCUGCAAUUGCCAUUACUACGGCUUCAACACUCAGUGGGGUUUGUGGGUUAUUUCUUGUAUCACUUGAAUUUCCAUUCUCUGACUGCUCCAUAUCAUUCCCUUCACUCUAUAGUUCAUCUGAUUUUUAUUGUAAUUAUGAUUCAAGACCUGUGAACCAGUCUUAUCAGAAACCGAACUUUAAAAAUAAUGCUUAAUUAAAGGGCUUUUUCAUAUUUUCAGCUUGUACAUCCGACCGUAAUCCGAGUUGCGAGUCGUGGGCAGCUGUUGGAGAUUGCGAGAAAAACACGGUGUGGAUGUUACUGAACUGCUGUGUCAGCUGUAAAUAUCAUCAGGCACCGAAGGGUAAAUAAUUUAUAAACUCUUUACUAAAAAUUUGAAGAAACGUCCUGAAAUGAGGAAGCGGGGCAUUGAAUACUGUUUUUAUUGAUCACUUGAUGUAAACUGAUUGGUGUAAGCUUCGCUUACCUUAAUUAUAAAAUAAAUAAAUGUAUGUUUGUGUUUCUUUAUAUAUCUCAAAAAAAAAAAAAGACCAAGGUGUUCUGCUUCUCGGCAUAGAGUGCAAAGAUUCAUCUACACUGUUUAGUGUAAGCUGCGUUUACCUGAAUUACAAAAUAAAUAAAUAUAUGUUUGUGUUUCUUUAUAUAUCUAAAAAAAAAAAAGACUAACAAACAAAGGUGUUCUGCUUCUCGGCAUAGAGUGCAAAGAUUCAUCUCCAGAAUGCCCUCUCUGGGCCUACGAAGGGGAUUGUGAAACAAACAGAAUAUGGAUGUUACCUAAUUGUAGGAUGAGCUGUAACCAAUGUGGAGGUAGGAGCAAUCACAGUUGUAGUACUCGUUCCUAAGCAUGUCUAAUUGAAAGCAACUUAAUGGUAAAUCUAAUCAGUGACUGGAUGGGUUCUAAUGUGAUUAUCAAGAUGCGAGUGCAGGUCGGUUCGCUGUUACUCAGGUUUCUUUACUAAGACUUCAGUGAUGAUUCGUCAAAGAGCGAAUUCAAAUUAGUAGCUUAUACGUAGCCUAAUGAGCUAAAAUUUCUUAAUCGGUCCGUUAAAGGUUGUACUGUCAUUCCAAGAUUGUUCUGUCCUUUUUAUCCUUGAUGAGGACGUUUGUAAGACACGCGUUGCUGUUCAUAAAUGCAGUAGAAUGGGGGAAAGAAAUCAAAUUCCCAAGACUCUUCACAGUCCUUUAUAUUUCAGCGUUUUUUUGUGAAGAUCACCCGCCUAAUUCGAGACGUUUCCAUCUGGAUUUUGUAUAGUUAACGAGAAAUCAAAUAAUGCCUGAAGUGGUCGAUAGCUUAGGCUGCCUGUUAUCGUUUUCGGGGCAAGAACGUUCCAGCGAUAGAAAGGCGGCUGCAUUUGCGCGCGGGCAGGUAACCAUUGCCGUUGUUGUUCGUCUCCUGAUCCUUUUUGUGUAAUUAUAUUCAACCUGAGAGUAAGUAUGGAUUUUUCUUGACCUGUAAUUCAAGAAUGCAAGGACAAGGAUUUGAAAUGUCCUUCCUGGGCUAUACUUGGGCAGUGCACUGCAGGUGAUAGGAUGAUCUGGAUGAACAGGAAUUGUAGAGAAAGCUGUGGACGGUGCAAAGGUAAGAGCUGUUGCGACAACGACUUAGGAAACGUACAUUUCAGCUGUAUAUCUAAUUGUGGAAAUGUGUGCACGGCUAAGCACAAAUGGGCAAUAAGAUAAUGACUGAGAGAAACGCAAAUAUACUUAACAUUAAAAAGUUUUGGAGGAACAAACCCAGUUGGAUUAACUCUAUUGCUCUUGGCAACGAUAUUUGGCUAGUUGCCUGACAUGACACUGUAUAGAUGGGCAUGCAUGUGCCAUGAUGGCUUCUUCCUUUUAAUUCCACAACUUGGUAUUUUAAUGGUUAUAUACCAGCUGUCUGCUCCAUUUAUUUCGUAUUCGUUGCACAAUGAAUGAAGAGGUUGCUGCCAUGCUUUCCUCUUGGAUACACUCUGUCUUGGCAAGCUCAAGGCAGUGCACGAGACUAGGUGGUCCAUAGAUUCAUCGUAUGAAAAAAGUACGUAUUAAGUGGAGAUAUGCCUCAUCUUUAAUAAUGUCGGUGGUGGCUUUAAAAACUAGUGGCGACGCUUUGAUUUUGUACUGCAAUGACAAAACUUUCUGAUUCCGCUUCAAGCCCGUAAAUUCGAGUCACUGAUUUGUUUUCUUUACGUCUCUACCAGCAGCUUUGAUUGGUUUGGGUUGUGCAAUCCACUUAAUGUUGUCAUUAUCAUUAUGAUGGUCUUCCAUGAAAAUAAGUAUUAUCAUUCUCAUUCUCAUUCUCAGUUUUAUUCUAAUUUUGCUUUCCACGAUGUCUUUCAUAGUUUAUGACAGACGUCAAGAAUGCCCAGCUUGGGCAAAGAUGAAUCACUGCAAGAAAUCAAAUUGGAUUUGGAUGGUGAAUAAUUGUCCUUGGAGCUGUAAUGUGCCUGGUAAGAGUUUAUAUGCCUGAAGCACAAACAAGCCGUAACCUUUAUGUCUAGGCCAACUGGGGAGUUUUAUACCCAGAAGCCUCAUGGUUUUUCAUGCCAUUUCCUGCAUUUACACGUCUUAGUUUUGCAUAUUCCCAUUAAAAAGCCUAAUUAAAGGGGCUGUGUCACGGCAGUCCAGUUCAUUUUGUUUAAUUUUGUCAAUUACUCGCCUUCAAUCGCUAUGGAACUUAAAAUAAGCAAAGAAAUUACAUGUAAAUGACAAAAUCAGAGAUCCGAGACAAACAAAUAUGUCUCCUGAGCAUUAUUUUUGAAGGGCAAGCAGUAGGGAUCAACUUUGAAAAACUGUUAGGCUGAACAGUUUUCAAAAACCCCAAUUUCAAUCUGUUUCAAUCUUCUUCAAUUUUGCCCAUCCGUGGCGUCUGUUGUUUCUGUUAUGUUAUUUUAACCUUCCUUUAAAGUUUUAAGCGGUCAUUUUUGUUCCUCUUAAUUUAACAGGCAUUUAAUAAUUUCCUAAUUUGGCUGAAUUUCGUGACACGGCCCCUUUAAUGCCCCAGAUUACCCUAGUUAAUCUUAGGUAAUCUAGAAAGACAGCGAAGGUUAGGGAGGCAGCAUGGUGAAGUGGCCCUUACACCUCCUUAGACCCUGUCACAACUUCCUGCCUUUACCGAAUUACUGCCUCUUUUAGUUAAAAUAACGCAUACUUAGCAGUAGGCAUCUCUUGUUCCUGUUUAAGACUUAAGGCAGAGCUGCAAAAAAACAGCCUUUAUUUAAUUAGUUUCUUUUGUUUGAAAUGGCUUCGUCCAAACUCCCUACUUUGAACCACACACCGACAUUGAAGCAUAAAAUGAGAAAAUGAGUUGAAAGCAGGAAGGGUUUAAAAUUUAGAUUCUUUGCUAGAUAGCAAACCAUAUUGACCUCUCACAAUCCUUCCAUGUAUAGUCAAAGAAGCCUUGUUCUGCGGUGGAAAAGCAAACGGUGAUUACCAAGACCCGUCUUCCUGCAAAGCAUACAUAGCGUGCUCGCACGGUGUCACAACGCACGUGGCGUGCCCACCAGGAAAGUCGUUUGACACAAUCAAACGGAUAUGUCAACCCAGUAACCGAGCUACCUGCUCAGUGGUCCAUCUACGUGACAAAUUAGAACCGGAAUGGAAGAUACUGUGGACCUUAAAAAGAGGAUUACCGGACCCUCAUCAUUGA
Molecule: messenger RNA, 18713 nt
Organism: Porites evermanni
Lineage: Eukaryota; Metazoa; Cnidaria; Anthozoa; Scleractinia; Poritidae
Source: the annotation of a GenBank genome assembly